Molecule: messenger RNA, 9521 nt
Organism: Topomyia yanbarensis
Lineage: Eukaryota; Metazoa; Arthropoda; Insecta; Diptera; Culicidae
Exons: 4
Coding region: 807-1691 (294 amino acids)
Source: RefSeq, a predicted model, not a curated record
GUCGUGCCGGCACAAGUGGACGCGAAGACGUCCUUUCUACGAUUUAUAUACCUACUUGGAUCGUUUUAUGAACAUCAGGAUAUUUUUUUGCAUUGGAAUGUCUUCCUCAUUGCUUGGUCCAGUCAAUAAAAUCCGGUUGGAUGCCGAUGUCGCCACGGUAAGACUGUGCUAGGAAGGAGCAGGACAGUGAACGAAAGUGCCAAGUGAUUGCACGCGUUUGGAAAUAAAUAUCGCAUCUAGUCUGCCACGAUAAAUCUGUGGAAGGAGUUGAAAGAUACGGUUGCUAUAGGUUAAACGGAAACAAUUUUCUAGAAUCGCUUCCUCGGUGUAGGUUUCGUUUCAAAACAUAUCGUGGAAAUUAUAUCAAUUUAUUAACCAUCAACGGAAAGGUGCGGAUUAGGCUUCUGCCGCCGGUGGAAAGCAACAGGAGAAGUGUGUUUUGUAUCUAGUUCGUGAUUCUUUCCCAAUCAACGCUUUCUUUUUUAUGGAUUGUUGGGGAAAGCUAAUAACGCCAACAAAGCGAUGAUUUAUUCCGUGAACAGAAAUCAUUAGGAGUACCGUUUGUUCUAAGUUUUUGCAACCGAGAAGUAUAAAAGAAAGUGGAAAAGUUUACUCGACCCCCCCUAGGGAAAAGGAAACGAAAUGCCAACUGAUUAAUUUGGACAGAACCAAAACAACGGCGGCCCGCACGGUACGGGCAAGGUGUUUCCGAAAGUUUUGGGUGUUCAUGUGAAAAAAAAGCUCUGUGAAAGUUAGAGGACCCGUUCUUCGUUAACCUUCUCUGAUUUCUUCGACCUUCGAUCGACAUGUUUUGGAUACUACGGCGUACCGGAGCGGCUAACUUUUUCAAUUCGAUCAACAACAAUUAUGCUACCAAAGGAGGUUCCAGUACCGGCAGCAAUUCUGACAAACACACAACUCGGCCCCCACGGAGGGCGUACGGUCGCCUCAGCGUCGAAUCCGACGAUGCUCAAACGCUGCGACGUGACACCGAGCUUAACGACAAUCUGAUUGAUGUAGAUAGCGAACUCAGCGUGAGCAACAGCAUCAAUAACAACAAUGUACUGGUGAAAAAUCAGAACCAUCCUACCAGCGGUAGUGGUGGUGGUGGUGGUGGUGGUGGCGGCAUCGGGACGACACGCUUUACCACCAGCACAGGACCAGCAACCACAGCGACCACGACGAUGGGCAAGACGAAUGUUGGUGGCUCGUCGUUUCCGUACCCCCACGACAGCCACCACUGCUACGCUGCUGGUGACGAUGGUGACGACGUGAACCGGAACCAAUCCAAUUGCAACGAAACCGACUCCGAUCUGGAGCUGGAUGCGACCAUCAAGGAACAAAGGCUCGAGGAGCAGACCAUUUCGCGGCUGCAAGCGAUGUCGUUUUCCGACGACGAUGAGUACGAUGAAUCCCUCACCUGCAACGUAUGCGACCGAGCUUUUCACUGUCGUCGACAGCUGGCGUCACAUCAGCAGAAAAAACGACAUUUCGGCUGCAGCGGUUGUGAUAGUCUAUUCCCAUCGCUGAUGCUGCUGGAGCACCACAAGGAGGAGUUCGAACACUGGAGCGAUUUCGAGGACGAUGGCCGGCUACCGUGCUGCCGGCGGAAUCGGCGCGACGAAGACUACACCGAUACCGAGACGGGUACUAGCGAUGCCGAGAGCGAGGACCUGGAACGGUUGCUGUAAAGCAAGGGUGUCUGUUGGGGUUUUUUUCAUCUGCUUUUUUUUUGUUUUUUCUAUUGGAUAUUGCUGGGGGUUUGAAGGAAUUGAUUGGAAUAAUCAUCAUGGGAGGGAAUUUAUAAUAGUAUUCCAUGCCGCAUAGCGGUGCUGAAAGGUGAAAUGUGCUUAGGAUUUUGCAAGGGUGCUUGUGAGCUUGAAGAAGACAGUAAUGAUGAUUUAAUUGAACAGAUGGCAAAAAGUACAUAUUAAGGAAUCGGAAAUUUUACAUUUCAGUAUUCUACCAAAUACAACAAUAUCAGUUCACCGUGUAUACAAUACUCUCUAUAUCAAACUCUAACUACAUAUCAGUUUCACUAUACUCUAUUUUCAACUUAUUUCGUUCAUCCAAACUAUUUAAACUGAAGUUUUUCUUGCAGGAAAAUCAUAGACAUAACACUCUUUUCUCCAUCGCUCGAUUUUUACUAGCCUUACGACCGCCGGUAAACAAUCUUAGUGAGCGUUGCGACGUGCGUACAACGGAACUGUCACUUCGGAUCAAGGUUUGUGUAUGUAAUCGGGUGAGGCCAUGAAGUUGCACAGAAACGCCAACAGAGAAUGAAUUCCAUGUGUUAUGUCUGUGGCAAAAUAUCAAACAACAUGAUCAAAGAAAGUUAAUAUCCAAAAUGCAAUAAAACGAGGACCCAAGCAUACAAGUAAUUAAAUUUUGUAGUGGAUUUUAGAGUGAUCACUAAAACGAAACAGUAUUAUAAGAAAACAAUAGCAGCGUCUGAGUGUAUUAAUAGAACUGUGCACGAAAGUGCGUACCAAAGCCAACUAUGAAAAUAAUAAAUGUAAAUUAAAACAAGUGUUUUGUAAUGUGGUAUGUAGGACGAAGGACGAAAGUAGUCAAAAGCUUUAAGCUGUUGAUGUAGGUAUAGGGAAUGCAUAGAAGAAAAUCAAAAAAUUAGCUUAACUAUCAUGGCACAUUAUUCUCGAUAGGAGAGAAACAUUAGAAACCCCUCAUCACAACUCCGAUUAUCAUUCUGUGUGCUUUCUAUGAACUAAGAUAACUAGACACAUUACAACACUAGAAUCAGUCGAAGAUUCAAAACUUCGAUUUGAUGGCCAGACUGGGUUGGUUUGGGUCUUUUUUAAGCUGUGAAUUUUUUAGUUUAUUUCUAUGUACUACAAAAGAAUGUAAUCGAAAAUUAGAAUCAUUAGAGUGACGCGCUGAACUAAUGUCUCGAGUGACAGGAUAGGACUAUCAUUGCAGUGAGUCACGAACAAUAAUCAAAAUGAAGCAUUUGAAAAUUAAUCCAUUCCCGGCGUGUGAUGCCGUAUGGCAUCACCAGACGUGAUUUGUGCAAUUUUAGCGUAAUAGCUUGCUUGAACAUUUACGAGCUGGUUCUUAUGAAUAGAAAAGAUCUGUUUUGUAAUGUAUAACAAUUCGUUCAGCUAUCAUGUCGCUUAUCAACGAAUUAGAUUCGCUAAUUCGAACGACUCAAAAACUGACCGACGGUUAUAGUAGUAGUCUAAAAUGAAGCUGUUCACGUCUCUAACGUUUGUCUGAUUGAUUGUCAUAGUCAAUUUUGGAAUGAGAGAUUUUUGCAUUUAGAUGCUUUCUAGUUCGACAAUGGUCCAACUAGCGGAGAUCCAACUAAAAGGCAGUCCUGUUAGAAAACGAUUCACGAAUAUGGUCUAAUCCACUUGUGGUUGUGUUAGUACAAAAUUGAGCAAAUAAUUCUUUUAUUUGGAUUUUAACGUAAGUGUUAAUACCUUAUUUAAGACUUUUUGGUGGUAUCCAACGGGGAAAACAGACCGAAAUAGUGAGUGAAGUAAAAGUAAACAUAUGGAAAAAAUAUUUUCCCCCAGAGACAGGAUUCGAACCUGCAACCUUUGAGAAUCCGGCCCAAUCUUGGAGCAGAAAAGUUUGUUCAACAAACGUCCUACGCGGAUCCACUUUGUUGUAGGGUUUUGACUAGAGAUGCACCGAAUAUUCGGUCGACCGAAUAUUCGGGCCGAAUACCAGCCGAUUUUGAUUUAUGCCGAAUAUACGGUACGCCGAAUAAUAAAAACCGACUUUCGGUCGAAUAUGAUAAGUAAUGGUCUAAUAUUCAUGAAAUAUUUAAAAGAAACAAAAUAAAAGAAAAUACAUAUAUACAAAAUACUAGAGAUGCACCGAAUAUUCGGUCGACCGAAUAUUCGGGCCAAAUACCAGCCGAUUUAAAUUUAAGCCGAAUAUACGGUACGCCGAAUAAUUAAACAUUAAAUAUUCGGUAUUCGGCUGAAAGCCGAAUAGUACUACAGCGCAAAUUCGUUAGUUGGGUGUUCGCUAGUUGGGCUGUUCGUUAGUUGGGUGCUCGUUAGUGGGGGCAUGCCCCACCUAAAAGACACUCUUAUGUCAAAACUGAAAGUCAAAAACUGAUUGACGUUUGAAUGUCAUUGAUUUCAAGGGGUUCAUUGGCUGAUUUCUGUGGCGAUCCAGAAAAAAUCAUACUUUGAAAUUCAAUGGAAUUUUAUUUUUUGAAUUCAUAUUUCGGAAUGACUUUAGUGAAAUAAAUGUGUUAAAUAUUUCGCUUCUUCCAUUCAACAUCAAUUAGUUUGAGCUAGUAACAACGUAGUAUGUUUGUGCUUUAUCGGCUUUUUCCCGUAUCCAUUUCCUAUUUAUGUGAAGAAAUUUAUCAAAAAAUAAUUGAUGGCAAAAAGAACACUAAUGACAUACUUUGUCACAAAAAAACAACUUUAAACUGGAAGGAAACAGUCAACUUUUGUGAAUUGUAAAAUAUUUCUGUUUAUUUUUUAUGAAAGAAAACAAAAAAUCAGCGUUUCCCUUGGGUAAUUUUUGUCAGCUGUCAGUUGCCCCAAUUAAAGGAUACGAUUCGCUAGUUGGGGCGCAGUCGUGACCCAACUAACGAAUUUGCGCUGUAUUCGGUGCAUCUCUAGUUUUGACAUCUUACACGCAACGCAAACUAAAAUAGAAAAAAAAAUUAAAUAGAUCAUAUGUGCCGCUGCGGUUGUGUGUUGUCUCGCUUUGCAGGCAGGGCACGAUCACUAUCGUCAAAGCGAUAAUCAUGUGUUCUUUCUAAUACGUCAUCAUAUUCCACGGAUAGUAUAAGAGUUUGUGCACUGGGCCAGAGUCUCAAAGGCGGCAGGUUCGUAUCUUGCCUUUGCGGGGAGAUUUUUUUCACAUAAUUGCUUUCACUUCACUCACCAUUUCGAUCUGUUUUCCCCGUUAGAUAGGGUGACCAUAUGAGACAAGUCAAAAACCAGGACACUCGAAAGGGUACUGCUUCCCCCCGCUACCUCUCAAUCGACAUUGCCUUUUCCGCAUGUUUUCGGCAGGUUAAAAGUUCUGGGGUCUGGUAGGCAGAGCUUCGUCAGUAAAAAAGUUCUGGGAGUCUGGGAGGAAGAGCUCUGCCAGAAAGUCUUUCGUCGGAAUUCGAUCACCAAGACAACAAAGGCAGUUCUUGCUACACCACCAUCAGCAAACGUUUCAUGCUGAGAUGGUCCGUGCAGGACCGACGAGUUUCAGUCAGUUGGAAAGUUAAUGAAUGAGGGAGGCGCUGAAUCUGAAUUUUGGUUUCGGUAAAUACAAGCAGAAACUGAUUUUGAAAUUUUGCAGCACUGGUUUGAGCGCGACAUUCCAUACUCCCUAUGAUGUAGGAUGCUAGACUCGGCGGUUAGUCGCUAUUCAGCGUCCAAGCGUGACGGCAUGUUAAUAGUCCAUUAGCUAUUUCAUUUAUUUGGUACGCCUCAAUGCAUUACCUGAGCCGUGGAUCUUUUAAUAUUAUCAAUGUGUAAAUAAAAAUAAAUAUAUCGAAUUUUAUUGUAUAUCCAUCGGAUCUUGUGUACGCGAUUUGUUACUUUGAGUAAAGAUCUUAUUUUUUGUUGAAGAUCUAUUUAUUUCAUUGCCUCUUGUUGCUUGUGGAUCAUUUAGUCCGCUUUCUCUCGGAUUAUCGUUUUCGUUCAUGCUAUACUCGCUGUUAAUGUUGUAUGGGUUUUCACGAUUACCUGGUUUGAAUUGUUAUUGACUUUAUUAUCGGUGGUGCUAUCAGUUGAUUGGAAAUUAGUAGGCGCAUCACAAUGAUCGGACACGCUGUGCGUAGGUUCUCUUGUUCCAGUAUUCGUUGGUGCCUGAGCUGCAACUCCGGUGCUUUCUGGUUUAGUUGAUGUUGAUAAAGGGCUGUGUGAUGCUUGCAGUUGAUAUUGCUUCGUUAGAGGUUUGUGUGCAUGGUUUCUUGAAGUGUGUCUUCUUGUGUAACAACGUAGGGCACGCAGGGGUCUGUCCUUCAUGCGUGCACAGCGUGAUUUGACAUUUGUUCCCGCGUUUUGCUUUGAAUUGAAAGUUCAGAUAUGAAGGAAUAGGUUCCGACACUCGCAUUCUCACGAAACAAACACCGUUGGAAAUAUCUAGAAAAAAUUUCUCCAGGUUUCAACCUUAAAGGAUUCCAUCUUACGUAUUCCGACAUGAUGGUUGCAAUAAAUUUAUUAAUAGUACCCAGGUGUAGAUCGUGCAGACGCAUAUCAAUCUUAUCAUUGUCAAUAUAAACGGGUAUCUUGGUCCUAACAUUAUCAUGCUCAACGACAUAUUGCAUGUUGUCUUCCAUAGCGUAACUUUCCGCUAUGGUCAAAUUUUAAACGUUAACAGUAACGAGUGUGGUGUAUGACGACGACUUCCGUUAGUCUAAACUGCAUUUGCAAAUUUGCUGCUGAGUUUCAAACAUCUUGAAAUGAAUGAUCGAUAUCGCACCGAUGGAAGUAACGUUGCUUUAUUGUUCAAACUGUCUUGGGAUGAAUUUUAUUAUUCGAUUUCUUUGCUUGUUUAUAGUACUGGCACGGUUCAUAUAGACAGCAGUCUGUAGGUAGAAACGUUCGUUUCAUUCACUGCACUGUUAACAAGCAGAGCGACUGAUUAGGUACUGGUAUCGACCCCGUAGUAAUUCCAUGAUCCCCAGCUCGAGAGAGCGCUAAAUAAAAUUUUCCACGAUAGUUGAUAUUUUUCUUUUUAUGAAACGAAUUUCCAGUAACACGAAAAAAGCCACUAGCAAGAGGAUUCAAGUAGCACCCAAACGCCGAUGUGUCUUUUCAGAGGUACCAAAGAGAAUUCUUCGGGUCCCGGAUUGAAAGGCGAUUUAAGCCGAGAAGAAGCGCUGGUAAACAUUGUUUCAUCGAUAUUGACGACGCACUCUUGAGAGAUUAAAAAAACAUCAGAAAGUAAAAUUGGGAGAUUUGACUUAUUAAGUUUUGUUUGUCGCAUUCCGAUAGAGGAUGAGUAUAAGUUGCAGUUAUGGUUGCGGUCGGUUGUAACUGCGAUCUGGAGCAUAGUGAAAAGCGAAGACUGAUUAAAUAGAAAUAUAUUAGGCUUACAGGAGAAAAACCAGGACAAAUCAAGCAUUUUCCUCGACUUCCCAGGACACCAGGACAGUCAAUGUAAAACCAGGACAUGUCCUGGGAAACCAGGACGUAUGGUCACCCUACCGUUAGAUAUCACCAAAAAGUCAUAAAAUUGAGGUUGUCAUUUGGAAUUCAUGAAAAAUGAGGUUAAAUUUAUUAGAACAUCGCAAGCAUACACUCUUAUUUCGCAUGCGUAAAUGUCCAUACUCGUUGCAGCUUAAUUCAUAGGCGUAAAAUAACUCCAUAUUUGCCACAGAGAACAGAUUUUCAGUUUCAAGCACAAAAAUAUAAAAUACUUGUGUAACAUUUGAGUGAAACUUUGUCAAAAAAAACGAAGAAUAAAACAAUUUUAUAUUACAUAAAUCGAUGGAUCUCAUUCUUUUGAGUCUAUGUUUCAAACUGUUUGAUGACGAGUUUUAAUUUAUUUCCUGUGGAAAUUAACGGCUCUGAAUCUCUAAAAAAACUCUGGCUAUCUCAAUCGCUUGUUUAAAACAAUUCCUCUGUCACUUCAAUGUGCAGCUGUUGGAUCGUUCUUGACCCAGAUAACAGACAUUUAGGCUAGAACAAAAUUUUCUUUAAAACCUGUGUAAAAUUUCAAUUGAUAAACAUUCCUAGUUCGAAUCCUAUCUUGGAACAAAUUUCAUCCAGCACAUCUGCUCAUUUUUGUAGUAGUUCUGUGUGUAGAAUUUACGUGUUGAUCUUUGUGGAUUCAACAAUGGAGACGACCCGUACCGAUACAUUGUCCCACUAGUAUAAUCCAAUCAAGCUUUACAAACGUGUUACUCUUGUAAACAAAAGAAUGUAGUGAACCCGUUAGCAGACACACAUACGCGCCUUCUUUCAACUAAGGCUGAACUGACACAAAUACCCUAAAGUAGUCAUGAUGAUGUGUUGGACCAUCUUCUCUUCUUAGAUGUUGUUUCUAAAGAUUCUAAACAGUGGUCCACAUCAAAUUGCAUCACGGAAAAUUACCUAAUGGACCGAUCCCUUUCAAACUUUCAGACAAUUAAAUAUAACCCAUUAGUAAGAUUUUGACAUAUUUUGUUUCAUCCAGUUUCAAUACUAUAACCGUACGCUCGCACCUUACAAAACCGGAAACCCAUUUUUUCUUCAUAUCUUCCUCAGAUUUGACCUCCUUGGGAUACUUACGUAGUGCCUGCUUCAUAAUUACCCACUACUUUUCGAUCGGCCUUUGUUCCGGUGCGCUGGAGGGGGAUUUUCAUUUCCUUGACUACGAAAGCGACCCCUUUGGUGAUACGACACUUCAGGACAUUUGAAUAGCGGCACGAAGCUAGAUCCAGUCAGAAGAUCGUAGGGCUCUCGUGUUGCUUCAAUAGAGGAAACAAACGCUUCUGAAGACACUCCUUGAGGUAAAUCUCUCCGUUUACAGUCCCAGUAGUCAAGAACGGCGCACUCCGUUUACCACAUGAGCAGAUCGCUUGCCAAAUCAUGUAUUUAUUGACAAACUUCUGCUUCCUUACUUCCUCCGGUACAUCAAACUUGUGCUGGGCGGUGAAGAACAGUAGCCCCGCAAGCUGCCCGAAGUCCGCCUUGACGUAAGUCUCAUCAUCCAUGAUAGCACCAUGAAGCUUCGUCAACAUCGGGGUGUACAGUUUUCGGACCCGUAACUUUGCCUCCGUUUUUGUGCCGUUCAUCACGAUUUGGAGCCUUCUGCACUUUUUACGUAUGUAGUCCCUCCCGGUCGUUAGCCCUCAGAACGAAAGACUUGGACAGAUUUAACUUUUUGGUCACAUCCCUGACCGAAACACUUGGAAUCCGCUUAAACGCUUUCACUACAUGCUUAUGAUCCCAAUCACUAAAGAACUCCCAUUCUGACCGCAUAUCUCCUUGCGUUCGAACGUUUAAUUGCACACAAUUCUGAAUUGUUUUCCGAUGUCCCGAGGAGAGAAUUUAGAAUUUUCCCAGUGCUUCGUGUGACGCCAUUUUUCCAAUUUUCGGAAAACUGACGGCGAUAAAAAUACAGUGUAAAUAAUACACUCUAAACUACUUCUACCAAAAUUUUUAAGAGAAGCACCCAAUGAGUUAUUUUUCACAGCGUUUUUUUCCGUGAUGCAAUUUAAUGUGGUCAUGUCCUGUAAAUUUAAGUUCAUAAUUAGAUAUUCAUUCAGUCUAAUUUUCGAAAAGUAUAAAACUAUUUUCCCUUGAUAACAGCCAAAAGGUUAAUUAUGAUAUCAACUCUGGAUUGAUCAAAAUAUUUAUUCCUCAGAAAUGGAAUAAGUUGUAAAGUUAACGUUUAGACAAAGCAAAAAAUAUGAAAAAUCGAGGAUUUGAGAUUGGAAAAGAACCCGUAAAUUACCAAUUACACAAAUACUUUUUCGAUCGCUGUUUAAGAGAUUUGUAAGAAGAAACCGAAUUACAUAAUAGACGCCCUAUCAAGAAUAUAAAGAAUGAUGUAAUAGCAAAGUUCAUGAGUAGAUGAAAUAUAUUGUAUAUUCUGUAAAA